AAGACUUUAGGUCCUAGGAAUACGGCUUUCAUGAUAACUCUUUUUUGGCCACCCAUCAAAUACCUUUUUCCUUGCUAGUAAUAAAAAAGAAAGAAAGUCAACAGAUUUUUAGUCUUUAAUCUUUUUGUUCCAUCUCAAAAAGAGAUGGGAUGUUGGCUGCCAGCAGGAAGAGGAGGCAUUUCAGCCAUAUUGGUGGCAGUUCAGCCAUGUUUGCACCAGAGCAGGAACUUCCCCAGGGAGAGCAGGGAACCCCGGUGCCGAGCUCAUCGUGAGCCCUGAAAAAGUGAUGGCUGUUGUGUUGUUAUCACAGUUGUUCUUUGCAAAGAUGUAAAUAUUAGAAACUGAGGUCACAGAAUCAUUUAUUUUUCUGUCCUGGAAAGAAUCAUCUUAAAGAGUGUUUCUUUCAUUCUCAUUUUUCUAAUGAAACCAAAUCAGAAUAAAGAGACAUGCUGAAGGUGGUUUGUGACAAUCUAGGCUGGUUACCCUUAGGCAUAUGCUUCCUUUCCAGAAUAGGGCAACACUGGUCUGGACAGCACUUUGGAAGAGUGGAAAUCAUAUGUCUUCAGCAAUACUGGGUCUGGAUUUGAACACUGCCUCUCCUGUGGACCAAGAGUAUCUUUGAGCAAGUUACUUAGUGUCUUUGCACUUCAGGUUCCUUAAAAUGGGGCCAGUAAUUGUUACCUCACAGGGCAGUGCUGAGAGAAUCCAAUGGUCAGAGCAUAGCUUUAAUACCUUUUGGUGUUCUCUUGAUCAAACAAGGGAACUUGUUUCUCACCUUCCCACUUGGUGAUAUGUUUUCUUUCUCUCUGACCUCAGGUCCCUGGAGGUGGGCACCAGCCAGUGGCUAAAAGCAGGGGGAAAUAGAAGGCAGAUACCUUCCUAGCCCCAACCUGCAUUACUGGGCAAUGGCAACUGAGCCAAGGGUGACCAGGACCCUGAACUCUAUGGCCCAGGCUUUGAGGCAACCAAAUGUGUUCUCAACUGUGAAAGAGGAGAAUUUGGACAUCGGAACAGAAAAGGGAGACAGCCCCUUGGAGCAGAUACAUUGGCCACAGGAAGUCACAUCAUCUCCUGGGGCCUUUGCACGGUCUCCUCACCUGCUCAGUUACUGGGAGGUGGAGGGUCCCAGGAAGGGGUCCAGUCAGGAAUGGACAAAGCUAGAAAGAGACACCAUGGAAGAAGAGAUGUUGGGCCAGUUGAAGCCAAUGGAACCUGUACAGAAGCAGCUCCCUCAGGUGGGCAAGGUGGCAGCAGCCCCGCAGGAGGCCAUGAAGAGAGAGUGCUGGUGGAUGGCAUGGGUGAAGAAGCCAGUCACCUUUGAUGAUGUGACAGUGAACUUCACCCAGGAAGAGUGGAAAUGUCUAGAUGCCAGACAGAGGGCCCUCUAUUGGGAUGUUAUGUUGGAGACCUUCAAGAACCUGGCGUCUGUAGCCAGAAUCUUUCUGCCUAAACCAGAUCUGAUCACCAAGGCUGAGCAAGGAAAGGAACAGUGGAAAGCAGAUUACCACCCCUCAAAUGGAGACUACCUCCCUUUAGGAGGCAAGAAAGAGUAUGAGGAACUUCGAGAACAGGGUCAGAAUCUGAGAGAUGAGGGAACUGGUGAUGACAAGGUCUCCCCUGCUGGGGGAUGGGCAGACCAGAGCCCACCCUUUGCUCCAAACAGGUCCAUGGCCAAGAGCCCAGUGUUCCCACCAUCCCAGGCAAGGUCACCUUUUUGCUGCAACACCUGUGGCAGGUGUUUCAACAAGCACUCCCACCUCCGUAGCCACCAGUUUGUUCACAACCCCAAGUGGACUUAUACCUGCAGCCAGUGUGGGAAAUCGUUUAGGAGCCCCAGGACCUUCAGCUACCACAAGCACGCACAUCUUGGGGAGAAGCCCUUCCGUUGCUCCGUCUGUGACAAGACCUACUGUGACCCGUCUGGACUUAGUCGUCACCGCCGUGUCCAUCUGGGUUACCGGCCCCAUCCAUGCCCCCUCUGCAGGAAGGCCUUCCGGGACCAGUCUGAGCUAAAACGCCACCAGAAGACGCACCAAGGGCAGGAGCCAGUGGCAGGGAAGCAGAGGUGUAUUGUGAGGAUUCCAGGCCCCACAACUGGAUUCCAGGCACCCGUCAUUAGGAACCAGGCAUCAGAGGCCACGACCCAAGAGUCCAUAUUUAGAACUGAGGGCCCUGUGGCCCAGACUCAACCAUCUAUUGUUAGGAGCCAGAAAUCUGCGACCAGGAAACAGGUGAUCUUUGUGAGAACUCAGGCACCAAUCGUUACAACCCAAGGGCCGGUGCCCAGGAACUGGGAACCCAACACUAGAGUCCCCUGCUUGGAUACCAGGUUCAACCCUCACCCAGCAAGACCCACAAGACGCAAGGUCUUCUUUUGUCCCCACUCUCCCUUCACUUUUAGCAAGAAAGCCCAUCUCUUCAGCCACCAGAAGGCUCACCUCACAGAGCUGCAAAACUGCUGCUUCUGUUGUGGCAAAUCCUUCAGCUCCUUCUCCAGGCUGGUCAGGCACCAGCAAACCCACUGGAAGCAGAAGAUUUACCGUUGCCCUAUCUGCGAUCUCUGCUUUGGGGAGAAGGAAGGCCUUGUGGGCCACUGGAAGAGCCGCAAAGGUGAGGGGCGAUGCCUGGGAAGCCCCCAUAAAUGCUGGGUGGUCCUGGGCCAGCAGCUUGGCUUCUCGCACUGCCCCCCCAUGGCAGGGAAGGAUAGGAAGCACAGAGGAAGUGGAUCUUCUAGGAUCCCUACCCCCAGGAGAGGGGAGGUAAGGGAGAAGGUAUGCAAAGGAGACAAUGCAAAAGAGGGUCUUGGAACAUAAACAAAUGGUCUUUCUGACUGAGGUCUUUCUUUGUGUUUGGUUUUCCCUAGGACUGACCUCCAGGGUAAGGAGGUUAUUGUGGAGGGAAAGAUAAUGAAGAAAAUACAGAAAGGAAAAGAGAUAAGUGGCACAGGGAAACUCAUAUUAUUAUUAAUUAGCACCUAGCCUGUUUCUUUGGGUUUGAUAGACCAACAACCAGUAAUCCUUGAAUAAACCCAUGGAUACUCUGACAGGUAUGAAGAUGGAAGAAGAAUGAGAGGAGGGAAAGAGUCUGAAGGACUCACGGAAGAUGUGGAAGUAGAAGGGAAACCUUCUAAAGCAGAUGUGUUGCCAGGUUCUCUUCCCUUGUACCUCCAGUUCCUCAGUAGGCUGCUGAGACGAGAUGAAGCUCUGGCCAAUAUUCUGUGGGUUUCUCCCCAUGUCCUCAUUCUGCAGCUCACUCUGCUCUGUCUCUGAUGUUUUGGACUCUUCCUGUUCCUUCCAUAAUACCCUCUGCACCUCUCAGCUCUGCCCAGUCAGGGCUGGGGUCUUUCAAGAAACAACUACCAUUUGCAAAGUUGGUGUGCUAUAAUUUACAUCAAAUCUCCAGUUCUUGGCAGAGGCUCUUCUGUCCAGGUUACUCUCCAGCUCAGGUGUUUCUGGUGGAGGGAAAAGCACCAGCAUGGCCACAGCUAGAGGGCUUCCAGGUGGAAAGCUGGAGAGAGAGUCAGUGAAAGAUGUGGGCAGCAAAAAUUAGGAAGGGAAGGAAGGAGCUGGGAAAAGGAAAAUGUAGAUGACAGAAGAAGGAAAAUCAAUCCUAUUUGGAAUUCAGAGUACUUCUGGAAGGGCAGAUUGGAAUGACCCAUAGCAAGGAGGCCUGUGAGGGUGAAACUUGAUGGAUGAGACACCCCAAGGACCAAUUCCUGGAACAGCCAGGCUCCUCCUCCUCUGCUGUGACAUCACUCAGAAGGGGUUUCCUAGAAGAAAGAAAAGAACUUGAAAAAAAACUAUGCCUUUUGUUUAAAAAAACUUUUUUUAUUGUGGUAAGAAUACACAUAACUAAACUAUGUCAGUAGUUUUUAAUUACAAAAUUAUUGAACUAGGGAAGAGGAGAUUCCUCUGGAAUCAUCUUGUCUGUGUUUGGUCAGCUCCUGUGACUGGGAAUGGGAAAGGAGGCAGCUGAUAGUAAGUGGUACUUCUGUUGAGGGGCUCUGAAGGUGGAGUAAACCAGGCAGCGGGUGGGAGUACCCUCAGCCUGCCUCCCAGCCACCCCCACCCAAGUCUCUGACAGCUGGCUCCUUAGCUUCUACCUCACAGGAGAGGUCCUGCCUCCACCCGAGUUCUCCAGCCCCUCUCCUGUCUGGGAUUUUGACCCUUCGGUAGAAUAGCCCUCCUUGUUGCUUCUGUCUCCCUUUCCUGGCUUUUUCUCAGGUUAUAAGAAGAAAACUUACUUAGCUCUUCAAGGAAAUGCCCUGAAAACAGAGAAAAAAAAAAAGGUGACCGGUGGAAGAAGACUAGCUCCCUCCCCUACAUCCCCCCUGUGGAGAUCCACAUCAACCCAUCCUUCCCUUUCCACUAAGGGUCCCCACAGAUCUCAGUAAGUGGUUUUCUUCAAGGUAUUUCUGAGGGGCCAGGGAUUGGGUGUGGACAGAGGAGGAAGUAAAUCCCAGCACCCUGAAUCUUAAGCCCCUGUUCCACCCUCUUUGUUUCCAUUCAGGGCUGACUUUGUCCUGUUUUCUGCACCACCACUUCACCUGCUAGUCUUCGAUGUAGCCAGUUGUAGCAGAUGAUCAAGGCAACCAGGGGUCCAAGAAUUGGCACAAUUACAAACAGGGUGAUCUUCCAGGCGGGUACUCUCAGAAAGUGGGGAUCUGGAGUGUUUAUAAACAGGAUUAGUGCUUCCCCUUACGCCCCACCCACCCUUCUCCAUUUAUUGGGUUUCUUAACCUGGGGUCCAGGAACACCAAAAGAAUCUGUGGAUAGAAUCCUGGCAUUUCAUGAACAUCAAUAAGAAAAGUAUGAUAUUUUCAUUCACUUCUAACUGAAUUUAGCAUUUUCUUUCAUUACAAAUGUAGGCAACAAACCACAAUAUCAGCAGUACUUGAGAAUUUCUCAGUAGAAAACAGAUAUUUUCAUAUCCCAUUAGAGUUGUUGCAGAAAUCUCAAAUUUUCUUUAUAUUAAUAUCUUUAUAUUAAAUAUAAACAUUUAUAUUAAUACUAAUUAAUAUCAAUAUAUUAAUAUUUCCUUUAUAUUAAUAAAUAAUUUUAUAUUAAUAUUAAUAGUUAUUAGACCUGCUGCUACAAUUUGUUACUUAAUGUCUUAUUUAAAUAAACGUUUAUGUCACUAUACCAUAAAUUUGUGUCUAUUUUGAUAACUACAUUUUAAUACAAUGGUUUUCCUCAUAAUCCUAUGUGUUAUAUUGUAUGUGUGCAUUCUUCUGGCUUCACCAAAGAGAGUUAAGACUU
Loxodonta africana (African savanna elephant) is the source of this 5258-nucleotide messenger RNA. RefSeq names its product ZFP57 zinc finger protein (gene ZFP57). Lineage: Eukaryota; Metazoa; Chordata; Mammalia; Proboscidea; Elephantidae. The record is from RefSeq and is a predicted model, not a curated record. Gene Ontology annotation, biological process: regulation of DNA-templated transcription.